AUGGCCCCGAACGGCCACCAGGCAUCUGCAAAGAAGGGUAUUCACAAGUCUAGCGACAGCUCGUCCGUUUUUUGGGAGGACAAGCAUGGCCAUCGCGAGUUCAUGGAUUGGAAAGAAGCAAAUCAGAACGGUCCUUUUCCUUCGUACGAAGAAUGGGUAGAGUCUCAAAAAAAGUCAGGUGGUCUCUCAUUGUACUACACAGCUUUGCGCAUGUUUGAGGAUUCUGAUUCAACUGACGAGGAGGCCCCACCCGUUAAGGCCAAACCUCAAGCAGCCAAGGCUCGUGGUCAAGUUGGCCGCCCCAAGAAGUCUGCAAGUACAAAUGGCAAUGGAUUGUGGCGCACGGUUUCGCCUGCGACAUCGACUGCCGUCGCCAACUCGGAAGACUUUAGUCCCUCUGGCAAGAAGAGGCGUAAGGCGCGUAAGAAGCCACUCUCCGAGGAGGUCGUCGCUUCAGCGAGCGACAGUGAAGUCGUCAAAGACGUUGGAGCAUCGGCGCCCGUGGCUGAGAUUGCGACGCCCACAGCACCGAUGAUCACCUUCAAUGGGCAGCGCAAGUCUUCGACACGCAAAGCAAGGAAGAAGCCUAUUUCGGAGGAGACCAUCUCGCCAGAUGACGAGCUAGAGGACCCGAUGGAAACUACGAUCGAUGAGGUCUCUGCAUCUGCGAUUGCAUCUCCUCUUCCAGUUCGAUCUGCUCCGAAAUCGCCAGCCCCAGUACCGACUUCAGACUCGCCGAAGAAAAGCCAUAUCUUGAAACUGAGCACCAGGAAAACACCGAAGAAGAAGAAUUUUCCUGAGGGGUCUACUACUGAAAGUGGAGCUGUAGUUGAAGAAGAUCCCACUCAAGCUACGCCUAGCGAUACCGUGAGUGUAGCCGAGGCAGGCAUCAUUGUCAACACAAACGUCACACCAAAAGUCAAUGGAAAGAUAGCCCAAGAGACAGACUCUACUGCAGCUUCUCCAGAUCCGACUGCCGCAUCAGCAGGCACCACCCGACGUGGUCUUCGCACAAGAAAGCCUGCACAACAGAGACCAUACUAUCACGAUUCGCAGUUGUUUGAGGAUGUAGAGCCAACAAAUGGAGAUGCACAGGAUUCAAGUAACACAUCACCAGCUGCGCAGGGCAGGAGAGUAUCAGUCGCGUCAAUCAGCAAGAACAUUGACGACGCGCUACUAGCCUCACUGGAUGAAGAGGCCAUGGCUCUCCUUCAAGAAGAAACCGAGCCCGAGUCCGCUAAACCCAAACACUUCAAGGGCAAAGGUCGUGCAUGGAAGAAAGAAGGAUCUGACGAGGACGAAGAAUUCUCCAUAGCUGCCAGUAUGAAGGCUGCCAGUAAAAAGGCUGCCAAAGCAGCACGGAUGAAGGCUAAAGGUCAAAUCCCCAAGAAGCGUGGCAGGCCGAGGAAGAGCGGCCGGUCUGAAGAGCUCAUCGAUGAGGAGACAGAUGAGGAUAAGGACGCGGUAAAGCGGAAACGGCCGCCUCCACGCAAGAGCGCUUUGUCUGAAGAGGUCAUCAUCGACAGUUCUGACGAGGAAGAAGCAAAGGAGAUGGAAGUGGAGGAAUCUACGACACCCAAGCACACUCCAAACAAGUCAUAUACACCACAAGGCUUGCCAAAGUACAUUUCUGAAGCUGACAAUGGUGCGAACGGCGGCCCAGAGCUUGGCGCUGGUAACGAGUUGGAAGUUGCCAGCCCGUCCAAGGAGACAGUUUGA
This is a messenger RNA of Alternaria burnsii, 1719 nucleotides long. RefSeq lists its product as uncharacterized. Lineage: Eukaryota; Fungi; Ascomycota; Dothideomycetes; Pleosporales; Pleosporaceae. The coding region runs from base 1 to 1719 and encodes 572 amino acids. The record is from RefSeq and is a predicted model, not a curated record. The transcript is spliced from 6 exons.